This is a messenger RNA of Onthophagus taurus, 1683 nucleotides long. RefSeq names its product Nop56 ribonucleoprotein (gene Nop56). Gene Ontology annotation, cellular component: small-subunit processome; box C/D methylation guide snoRNP complex. NCBI's taxonomy places the organism in Eukaryota, Metazoa, Arthropoda, Insecta, Coleoptera, Scarabaeidae. The record is from RefSeq and is a predicted model, not a curated record. Gene Ontology annotation, molecular function: snoRNA binding.
GUCGGCGGCCAUUGUAAAAGUGGCGUCCAGCCUUCAAAAUCUUGAAGACUCGUGUCUUUUUAUGUUGUUUAUUGUUCCAUUUUAUUAAUUUGACUACAAAUUAAGGACGAAGAUAAGUUAAAAAUGGUUAAUUUGUACGUUCUGUACGAACACGCAGCCGGUUAUGGCGUAUUCCAAGUUCAAGAAUUUGAAGAAAUCGGAAUGUUUCUGCCCCAAUUGGAAGAAGCGGUGACUGAUUUAGGUCGUUUUAACAGUGUUGUUAAAUUGGUUGGUUUUUCUCCAUUCAAAACUGCCGUUGCCGCCCUUGAGAAUGUCAAUGCAAUCUCUGAAGGUUUACUAACUGAAGAUCUUCAACAAUUUCUCGAUAUUACCAUCCCAAAAGGUGGUAAGAAAAAUAAAUCAUCACUUGGGGUGAGCGAUCCAAAAUUGGGGGCUGCAAUAACUGAGGCGUUAGGUAUUCCUUGUACGCAUAUUGGGGUUGUUCCUGAAGUUGUAAGAGGAAUAAGGUUGCAUUUUCAUAAUAUGGUGAAAGGGUUUACUGCAAAAAGUUCAGGGAUUGCUCGAUUAGGUUUGGGACAUUCAUAUUCAAGGGCUAAAGUUAAAUUUAAUGUACAUCGUGUUGAUAACAUGAUAAUACAAUCAAUCGCAUUGUUGGAUCAAUUGGAUAAAGAUAUAAAUACAUUUGCUAUGAGAAUUAGGGAAUGGUAUUCAUAUCAUUUCCCAGAAUUAUUUAAAAUUGUUCCUGAAAAUUAUACUUAUGCUAGAUUAGCUCAGUUUAUUAAAAACCGUAAAGAGUUAACUGAAGAACAUUUAGAGGGGUUAGAAGCAAUUACGAUGGAUUCCGGGAAAGCUCAAGCUAUUUUAGAAGCUUCUCGAUCGAGUAUGGGUAUGGAUAUAAGUCCAAUUGACUUAUUAAAUAUAGAAAUGUUUGCUGGAAAAGUUGUUUCCUUGGCGGAUUAUCGCAAAGAACUUGGGGAAUAUCUUCGUAAAAAAAUGAGUGAUGUUGCGCCAAAUUUAGCUUCUUUAGUUGGCGAUCAAGUCGGUGCAAGAUUAAUUUCACACGCCGGUUCUCUUACAAACUUAGCAAAAUAUCCAGCUUCAACAGUCCAGAUUUUAGGUGCAGAAAAGGCUUUAUUUAGAGCCUUAAAAACUCGCGGAAACACGCCUAAAUACGGACUUUUAUUCCAUUCCACGUUUAUUGGUAGAGCUGGGGCCAAAAAUAAAGGUAGAAUUUCGCGGUAUCUUGCAAAUAAGUGUUCAAUAGCGUCUAGAAUUGAUUGUUUUGCUGAACAAAUGUCGAAUAUAUUUGGGGAAAAACUUCGUCAGCAAGUUGAAGAUAGAUUAAAAUUCUUUGAAACUGGAGAUAUUCCAAAGAAAAAUAUUGAAGUUAUGAAGGAAGCUAUUGAAGAAUUCGAUAAAGUACAAUCUACAAAAACUGAAAAGAAAAAGAAGAAGAGGAAAGCUGAAGUGCUUGAUCAAAGUAAUGGAAAUGGUCAAGAGAAUGGUAUGGAAGAAGAUAUCGUUCAGGAACCACCCAAAAAGAAAAAGAAGAAGAAGAAGGUUCAGGAAAACGACGAAUAGUGUUGUUUUAAUGUGUUUAAUUUUGUUUUUCAAACAAUUUUUAUUUUGUUUAACCCUUUAUAUAUUGAGUAAUUACAAAUCAAUAGACAUUAUAAAUCAAUU